CAACGACUGAAAACACGCACUGUAACCCACCUUUGGAUUGGGAUUGAUUGUGCGCAAGGCUCAAGCUUGAGAUCUGUACAAUAGCAAUAGCAUCUUCAGUCUCUUACCAUGGCUUCAUUAGUACAACGUCGUAUGCUUUCAAAGGCGGACGAGGAGGCAGCCGACGAGGUUGAGGUUCGACGUGAGGACCAGGACAAGAUCAACAGAUUCAGUCGCCUACACCAGCGAGAAAUCGUUUUGGAGGAGGAGCUGAACACAAAAACCAAGGAAAAGGAAGAGCUCGACGAUUUGUCCACCGAACUUGAACUCGCCGACGAGGACGAAAAGAUCCAAUACAAGAUCGGCGAUGCCUUUUUCCAUGUCUCGGUAGAGCAGGCUCAGGAGAUGCUGGAGGAAGCAACAGAGAAGCUUGAGGAAGAGUCAACAUCGUUGGAGGAGAAGCUAUCAUCCAUCCGCGAGGAGAUGACCAAGCUCAAGGUCGAGCUAUAUGCCAGAUUCGGAAAGCAGAUCAACCUAGAGACUUGAACAAAGAAAAUCGAAGCCUGAUAACCCCCCAAGAAACCAAAAAAAAAAAAAAAA
Fusarium redolens is the source of this 579-nucleotide messenger RNA. RefSeq names its product Prefoldin subunit-domain-containing protein. The record is from RefSeq and is a predicted model, not a curated record. The coding region runs from base 109 to 525 and encodes 138 amino acids. Gene Ontology annotation, biological process: protein folding. The transcript has 4 exons. Gene Ontology annotation, cellular component: cytoplasm; prefoldin complex. NCBI's taxonomy places the organism in Eukaryota, Fungi, Ascomycota, Sordariomycetes, Hypocreales, Nectriaceae.